Molecule: messenger RNA, 366 nt
Organism: Necator americanus (New World hookworm)
Lineage: Eukaryota; Metazoa; Nematoda; Chromadorea; Rhabditida; Ancylostomatidae
Exons: 4
Coding region: 1-366 (121 amino acids)
Source: RefSeq, a predicted model, not a curated record
AUGUUCAAAACCGCUAGUGAAGUAUGCACUGGCAACCAAGAACGACACGAAUCACGAAGACUAGCCUUGAAAAUCGCAUGUGCCAAUGGCCAUACAGAGCCAAAGUUAGAGUUAGACGAUUCGGAGAAUGGUUUCAAAAAACUACUAGUUGAAUCUGAUGAAGAUAUAAUGGAAACUACAGAAAAUGAUUAUAUCUUCAAUGAUGCAUUAGUGAUGCCUAAUGUGCAUGGAGAUAAUACUGCAUUAGCAUCAGCAGCUAGCGAAGCAGACUCGGGAAUUAACCGACUUUUCGUGGAGUGCUCAGGAGUGGCUGGAAAGACAAGAAACGGAGACAUGCUCAUUAAAGGCAGUAUACCACGAAUGUAG